This is a messenger RNA of Leptinotarsa decemlineata (Colorado potato beetle), 979 nucleotides long. Its product is annotated as cytosolic carboxypeptidase-like protein 5. Gene Ontology annotation, biological process: protein deglutamylation; proteolysis. Gene Ontology annotation, molecular function: metallocarboxypeptidase activity; zinc ion binding. NCBI's taxonomy places the organism in Eukaryota, Metazoa, Arthropoda, Insecta, Coleoptera, Chrysomelidae. The record is from RefSeq and is a predicted model, not a curated record.
AAUUAGAUUUAUUUAGACAGGUGUCAAAUUUUGUUUACAUUUACUGUCUUCAUAAUUUUUAUUGAAUUGUUGAAAUGUAUCUACUUUCAUGAAGGUUUAAACGUUUUAAUUCCUUCUCAUAAAAUUAUUCUUUUUCGAAAAAAUUAUUGGUUUAACUCAAGAAGGGAUGUUUUACAAGGUUGGCACAUUUUCAUUAUCUAACAAAUUAUGAACACUUGAAGAACUGAUCUGAGGGCGCAUAUAUUAUGGAAGGAAUCGUCUGUGCUCAAUUCACAUUUUUUAAUGAUUUUGAUUCUGCAAACUUAGCAAGAGUUGAAUAUGUUCCACAAAAUGAGUCUGUGCUCAGUAAACAAUCAAAUAAAUCUGUAGUUCAAGAAACAUAUGAUGCUGAAUUCAAUAUUUGGACUAAACCUGAUUGCUUUGGAACAGAGUUUGAAAAUGGGAACCGAACCUGGUUUCAUUUUGGAGUCAAAGCUCCUGCUUCAUCACUCUAUGUAAGAUUCAAUAUGGUAGAUCUGAAUCGACAAGGAAAAAUGUACAGUCAGGGAAUGGCACCUGUAUAUAGAAUAUUACCUAGUAAGCCAAAGUGGGAACGUAUUUUGGACAAACCUACAUUCAGUAUAACUGAUGAUAUAUUCACUUUGACUUUUAAAUUUCGGACACCAGAAAAUGCUGACAGUAUAACGUACUUUGCGUUCACCUACCCUUUUUCUUAUGUGGAUUUGGAGAAGAUGCUCAUGAAUAUUGAUUCCAAAUAUUCAGACGUGAAGCCCGUUUCAGAUGAAGACAUUUACUAUGUGAGGGAAACAGUAUGUCGAUCUCUCGAAGGAAGAAGAAUAGAUUUAAUUACCUUAUCAUCAUUUCAUGGUAUAACUAAGAAUAGAGAAGAUAAGCUGAGAAAUCUUUUUCCAGAAAAUAAACCCAGGCCUUACAAGUUUCUGGGAAAGAAAGUAUGUAUUACAUAAAAACAUUUACUUUU